GGCACUGGUGGGCACAGGUGGGUGGGCACAGGUGGGUGGCACUUCUGGGCACAGGUAGGUGGCACUUCUGGGCACAGGUGUGUGACACUGCAGAGUGGCACAGGUGGGUGCACUGCUGGGCACAGGUGGGUGCACUGCUGGGCACAGGUGGGCGCACUGCUGGGCACAGGUGGGCGGAACUUGCGGGUGGCACUGCUGGGCACCGAUCAUCAGGGCACUGAUCAUCAGUGCCCUGAUGAUCGGUGCCGAUCCUCGCUGUGACAACUGCCGGUUCUCGGCAGUACUUUCCUCACGAUCUGACAGCGUGAGGAAAGUGCAGCCGAGAACCGGCACUUGCAU
Molecule: messenger RNA, 339 nt
Organism: Staurois parvus
Lineage: Eukaryota; Metazoa; Chordata; Amphibia; Anura; Ranidae
Source: the annotation of a GenBank genome assembly